AUAUCAAAGAAAGAAAAAUAUAUUCUUGAUUCGCGAAUAACAUAUGGAAGUUUUGCUUUUUGGAUUUUUAACUUUUCUCAAACGAAACAAACGAAUUAAAAAAAAGAAAGAAUGGAUGUUGUACAUGCAAUGAAAUUAUAUAUCAAUAAAAUGGUCGAUGAUGCUGGUCCCGGUAUUAAAGCAUUAUUGAUGGAUAAAGAAACGAUCAGUAUCAUCAGUAUUGUUUAUGCACAAUCGGAUAUGCUACAAAAAGAAGUUUAUCUUUUUGAAGCAAUUGAAAAUUAUGUUCCACGACAAGAAUCAUUAAAAUUUGUUAAAUGUAUUGUUUUUGUUCGACCAACCGAAAAAAAUAUUACCUAUUUGAUUCGUGAACUUAAACAUCCACGUUUUUCACAGUAUUUUAUUAAUUUCAAUAAUAUCAUCAGUAAAACCGACAUUAAAGCAUUGGCUGAAGUUGAUGAAUUUGAAGUAGUAAAAGAUGUACAAGAAUUUUAUGCCGAUUAUCUUGCAAUCAAUUCACAUACAUUUUCAUUGAAUGUUAAAUCAUGUUAUCAAAAUGUUAAUCAUUGGAAUCCAAUUUCAUUUCAACGUAUUACACAGGGAAUUAUUUCCAUUCUGUUAUCAAUUAAUCGUUGUCCCUUAAUUCGUUAUCAAUCAUCAUCUGAAAUGGCUAAACGUCUGGCUGAACAAAUACGACAAACAAUCGCUAAGGAAAAUGUUUUAUUCGAUUCAAAUACAUCAACCGAAUCGCAACCAAUCCUGUUGAUAUUGGAUCGUAAAUUUGAUCCAAUAACACCAUUAUUAAAUCAAUGGACAUAUCAGGCAAUGUUACAUGAACUAAUGACUAUUGUUAAUAAUCGUAUUAGUUUAGCUAAUGUACCUGGUAUACAAAAAGAAUUGAAAGAAAUUGUCUUAUCGCAAGAUCAAGAUGAAUUUUAUCAAAAAAAUUUAUAUCUAAAUUAUGGUGAAAUUUGUUCAAAUAUUAAAUGUUUAAUGGAAGAUUUUCAACAAAAAACACAACAACAGAAAAAAAUUGAAACCAUUGCUGAUAUGAAAGCAUUCAUUGAAACUUAUCCACAAUUUAGGAAAAUGUCCGGUACAGUUACUAAACAUGUUACAUUGAUUGAUGAAAUUUGUCGUAUUGUUAAUGCCAAUUCAUUACUGGAAGUAUCGGAAGCUGAACAAGAAUUAAUUUCAACUGGUAAUCAUUCAGAAUCAUUAAAACGAAUACAAUUACUUAUAUCAUCGGAUAAAAUAAGAAAUUGUGAUGCAAUACGUUUAACAUUAUUAUAUGCAUUAACAUUCCAUAAUCAUUCGAAUUGUGAUACACGUGGUUUGUGUCGUUUGUUGGAACGUCGAAAUAUGAAUCCUGGUGAUAUAAAAAUUAUCAAUCAAUUGCUGGAAUUUUGUGGAUUGAAAAACAAACAACAACGUACAAGUGGUGUUGGUGGUGGUAUUGGCAAAAGUACAAUAUCAACUCAAGAACUUCUAACAACAACCGAACAUGUUCGUGCAUUUACGAAAAAAGUAAUCAAAGGAUUUAAAGGUGUUGAAAAUAUCUAUACACAACAUAUACCUGUUAUAAAAGAAUUGAUUGAAGAUUUAAAUCGUUGUCGAUUACGUGAAACAUUAUAUCCAUUUUUAGGUAGUGUACAACAACGUGAACGACCACAAGAAAUAAUUAUAUUUAUUAUUGGUGGUAUUACAUAUGAAGAAUCAUUAACUGUUUAUAAUAUGAAUAGACAAUUACAAGGGAUAAAAAUUUUAUUAGGUGGAUCAAUUAUACAUAAUUCAAAAUCAUUUUUGGAUGAAGUACGUUGUGCUUGUCAAUAUCAUUCUGAAACAUCGAUUAGUAGUAAUACUGGUGCUGGUAGUAAUGUCACGGUUGGUGCAUUAGCAUCAGUUAUUAAUAAAAUUGAAAAUCUUUAAAUUUUAUUAUUAUAAUUUUUAAAAAAAUAAGAAAAUAAAAUUAUUUAUUUUUUUUCA
Messenger RNA from Dermatophagoides pteronyssinus (European house dust mite), 1986 nucleotides. RefSeq names its product vacuolar protein sorting 45 (gene Vps45). Lineage: Eukaryota; Metazoa; Arthropoda; Arachnida; Sarcoptiformes; Pyroglyphidae. Gene Ontology annotation, biological process: vesicle-mediated transport. The record is from RefSeq and is a predicted model, not a curated record.